This is a messenger RNA of Dovyalis caffra, 385 nucleotides long. Lineage: Eukaryota; Viridiplantae; Streptophyta; Magnoliopsida; Malpighiales; Salicaceae. The record is from the annotation of a GenBank genome assembly.
AGGGAGAGGGAGUGCUUUAAAGUUGUUUGAAAGAAUGAAAAAGGACUCUUCCAAGCCAAAUGUCAAGACUUACGCACCUUUAUCGAAGACGAGUUAUAGGAAGAAGAAUAUGAGGCUACUCAAGUUUCUUUGGAGUCACCUGUUCAAAAACAAUAAAAAAAGAAAGAACCAACUUCACAUGAAUCGGAAACUUGAACACGCUUGCUUCUACUUUCAAGAAGCAUUGUUGAAAGGAAUGGUUCCAAUGGAUACUACAUAUAAGUUGUUGUUGAAGAAACUUGAGCGACAGAACAUGGCAGAACUCAAAGGAAAGAUCGAGAAGUUGAUGUUACAGGCGAAAGUUGAGCAAGAGAAUCGAAAAUGUGAUGGAGCAGAGCCCAGAUAG